AUGCACCAAGGUGACCCCUUUGCACAAAAAUAUGCACAGAAACGUGAAAGAAAGUGGGAGGGGAACGCCCCUCUCCUUAUCAACACAAAAGACAAGAACAAAAUUAGUGCAGAGAAAAAUAUAACACAGUUAAAUUUAGAGAAGUGCGAACAGGCAUCAAUUUUACUGGACAAUCUGAGCACAUUUGAGGAGAUAGGUACGAUUGAAGAGGGGCGAUUUUAUAAGGACAAUCCACUCGAUCAUGCGUCUUUGUUUAACUGGCAAAUGACGAAUGUGAAGGAGAAGUCCCCCUUGCGUGGACAACUCACAGAAGAAGAUUUGAUCUCAGAACUAUAUAGAUAUGUAGGUGUGCCUGGGGCUGACAAGGGGGUUGUCUCUGAGUGGAUUCCCUAUACGAGGGGUAACCCCAAAAGGGGAGAAAACAUAAGUUACUUUUCCCACAUGGAAAAUGGUGAAGAGGUGCCAAGCGGGAAUUACAAAAGGGGAAAAAACAGAAGACAUUCGCCAAGGAGUGACUCCCUCACAGCGCAUCACAACGAGAAGACACAAAGUGCGUGUGCUAAAGAGGGAAACAAUGUUAAGGGAAAGAAAAAGACGAACACAAAUAAAUACGUGUUCAAUUUGAGGACAGCUAAGAAAGAACUGAUAAAAGACAAAAAAGGAAAUUUUAACAACGCAGAAAAGGCCAUUACGUAUGUAAACAAAUGCGAUAGGGAUGUAAUAGAAUAUAGGAAGGAAAAGAAGUUGAAGGAGCAGAUACGGAUGCAUGAGGAGGAGAAGGAAAAAAUGAAAAGCAACUUCGAAGAGAUGAUAAAAGACAUAACAGAAAAAUAUCAAACACAGGAAGAAAAAAAAAAAAAAUUAAUAGGAAGCAUUUAUAGCAAAUAUAUGAACAUGCGAAAUGAGUUCAGCAAAAUGAAAAGUAUCACUGAAAAUGUAAAAUCGGAAAAUAAAAAAUUUAAAGAGGAAGUAAACAGAUUAACUGUCAACCCUGUGGAGAAGACCCUCCUGGAUGGAUAUAAAAGCAAGCUAGACGAGUACAUAGUCUUAGCUAACUGUAAGGGGAAUAAAAUUCAGCAGUUGGAAAGGGAAUUGCAAUCUGUUAGAACCUCCGCAGAGUUGCUAGCCAAAAAAAACGCAACUCUGGUGGAGGAUAAAAGACGCUUACUCAAGGGCAGUGAACAUUUAAAAAGGGAUAACAUACAGCUGCAAAGGGACUUGGAAAAUGCAAGACGGGAGAACCAACAACUGAGGGACGAACUAUUCUACAAGGACAUGAAAAUGAACUACCUGGUCAGCAUCUUGAACGUGCUCGAUGAGACGAUCCUGGGCGACGGCGGGUGCAGAGAAGUUCAAAGGGGAAAAACGGCUCACAGGGGAGGAGCGGCUCAAAGGGUGAAAGCAACUCAGAAGGGGGGACCCGCAGGGAAUCACCAAACGGACAAGCACACCACUGCAAACGGUGCGAAAAAAACUGCCCAGCGUGACGCCAAAGCGGAGGGGUGUGCCAUCCAAAAGAUGAACAAGAAAAUAUUGAUCAAGUCGAUCGUCCAAAAAAUAAAAGACAUAAAUAAGAAGAUCCGCAAAGAGGAAGAAAAAACGGUGGGAACGGUACAAAGCAACGUGGCGGUCGUCGAAGAGGAGACAUCUGCAGAGGUCCUAACACGGAGUGACAAACACGAAGGAGGGGGAAACCAAAAUGAAAGUCGCCAAUUAUUGGAAGCCUACUUCAAUUGCAACAACUUUACUCUGAACGAUAGUGCACGGGAGGCGUCAACGGGGGAAAAUACACACGCAGCUUUUUUCGUGAAUGGUGGUAACACAGGGGGCAAGCCUUUUAACCACUGUGCAGAUGAGUUGGACCAAGUGGGGAACGACCUCAGUGUUGUUGUCUCGGUGACGGGGGUGGACAAAACAGCAGAACCGAACCACGACGCGGAGUAG
This is a messenger RNA of Plasmodium coatneyi, 1944 nucleotides long. RefSeq lists its product as uncharacterized. The transcript has a single exon. Lineage: Eukaryota; Apicomplexa; Aconoidasida; Haemosporida; Plasmodiidae. The coding region runs from base 1 to 1944 and encodes 647 amino acids. The record is from RefSeq and is a predicted model, not a curated record.